UCCGUCCGGUUUAAGCAACAAACGGAGCACCAAAUCCCACGUCUUCCCUUCCCCCACCCCAGUGCCCGCGCGCGCCUCAUCCUCUCUCUCCAGACAUCAUCAUCGUCCACCCAUGUCACUGCACCACUGCUGCCCCGGGGCGACGCCUGCCGUGAGUAGCAUGGCCACCGCCGCCGCCGGCGGCGGCAGCGGCAGCGGCAUCUCAUCCACCGUCCAGCCAUUCGGAUUGCGCGGCUCCGGCCAGGGCCGGCUCCGCCUCGCCUCUCGCCGCAGCCGCAGCCUGCUCCUCCGCUGCUCGGCGUCUGGCGGUGGUGACGGCGGCGGCAGGCCGGACCCGGUCCUCGAGGAGCAGAGGCGGCGCCGCGCGGAGCUCACCGCCCGCAUUUCCUCCGGCGAGUUCACCGCGCAAGGCCCCGCAUGGGUUGCUCCCCUCGCGGCGAGGCUGGGCAAGCUCGGCCCGCCGGGGGAGCUGGCCGCCGCGCUGCUCACCAAGGCCGCGGGCGGUGGCGCCGGCGCGCGGAAGGGGCCGGAGCUGCCGCAGGCGGUUGGGUCGCUGGCGGCCGUCACUGGGGAGGCCUUCUUCCUGCCGCUCUACGACCUCUUCCUCACCUACGGCGGCGUCUUUCGCCUCAACUUUGGGCCCAAGUCUUUUCUUAUUGUCUCUGAUCCGGUUAUAGCCAAGCAUAUUCUCAGGGACAACUCCAAAGCUUAUUCCAAGGGUAUUCUUGCAGAAAUAUUGGAGUUUGUGAUGGGCACAGGUUUGAUCCCAGCUGAUGGGGAGGUUUGGCGGGUCCGGCGCCGUGCCAUUGUGCCCGCAUUGCAUCAGAAGUACGUGACAGCGAUGAUAGGUCUCUUUGGUAAAGCUUCAGACCGGCUCUGCCAGAAGUUGGACAAGGCGGCAUCAGAUGGGGAAGACGUGGAGAUGGAAUCUUUGUUUUCUCGACUAACGUUGGAUGUCAUUGGGAAGGCAGUGUUCAAUUAUGAUUUCGAUUCAUUAUCUUAUGAUAAUGGAAUAGUUGAGGCUGUGUAUGUAACACUAAGAGAAGCUGAAAUGCGGAGCACUUCUCCUAUACCAACUUGGGAAAUACCCAUAUGGAAAGACAUCUCUCCGCGUCAGAGGAAAGUCAAUGAAGCUCUUUCACUGAUUAACACUAUUCUCGACGAACUAAUUGAUACAUGCAAGAGGUUGGUAGAUGAAGAAGAUCUACAGUUUCAUGAGGAAUACAUGAAUGAACAAGAUCCUAGUAUUCUCCACUUCCUGCUGGCAUCCGGAGAUGAUGUGUCCAGCAAGCAGCUCCGUGAUGAUCUGAUGACAAUGCUUAUAGCUGGCCAUGAGACCUCUGCAGCAGUCUUGACAUGGACGUUUUAUCUUCUAUCUAAGUAUCCGAAAGUAAUGGCGAAGCUCCAAGAUGAGGCUGAUACUGUUCUAGGAGACGGUUUACCAACCAUUGAGGAUGUGAAGAAACUGAAGUACACCACUCGAGUUAUUAAUGAAUCUUUGAGGCUGUACCCACAGCCGCCAGUUUUGAUUCGUCGAUCUCUUGAGGAUGAUAUGCUGGGGGAGUACCCAAUCGGCAGAGGAGAAGACAUUUUUAUAUCCAUCUGGAACCUUCAUCGCUGCCCAAAGCAUUGGGAUGAUGCAGAUGUUUUUAAUCCAGAAAGGUGGCCUUUGGACGGACCAAAUCCAAAUGAGACAAACCAAAAAUUCAGUUACUUGCCAUUUGGUGGUGGACCAAGGAAAUGUGUAGGCGACAUGUUUGCCACUUUCGAGACUGUGGUGGCAACGGCAAUGCUUGUCAAGCGGUUUGAUUUCCAGAUGGCUCCAGGAGCACCUCCGGUUGAGAUGACAACUGGAGCAACGAUUCACACAACUAAGGGAUUGAACAUGACUGUUACUCGGAGGACAAAGCCACCUGUAAUUCCAAACUUACAGAUGAGAAUCAUUUCUGAUUCAGAAGAACGCACAUGCUCAACUGCAUCAAUGGUUGUUUCUACUGGAGAAGAUCAACAAGGGGAGGUCUCGACAACUCGAGUGUGAUUUAUCAUUUUUGACAGCGUCAAAUGCAAUGGCAUACACAAUGGACACCAGACAGUACAACGCAGAGCAGAAGUUUCCCGGCAUGUUUCUUUUACAAGCAAAAACUCUCCUACAUCCAGGCUUAUUUUGGUUCAUGCUACAACAUUACAGAUUACAGAUCUGCCUGCUACUCAAAA
Messenger RNA from Brachypodium distachyon (stiff brome), 2214 nucleotides. RefSeq names its product protein LUTEIN DEFICIENT 5, chloroplastic. Gene Ontology annotation, cellular component: chloroplast. Gene Ontology annotation, molecular function: oxidoreductase activity, acting on paired donors, with incorporation or reduction of molecular oxygen; iron ion binding; beta-carotene 3-hydroxylase activity. Bases 113 to 2038 code for a protein of 641 amino acids. The record is from RefSeq and is a predicted model, not a curated record. NCBI's taxonomy places the organism in Eukaryota, Viridiplantae, Streptophyta, Magnoliopsida, Poales, Poaceae. Gene Ontology annotation, biological process: xanthophyll biosynthetic process. The transcript is spliced from 16 exons.